Colletotrichum lupini is the source of this 375-nucleotide messenger RNA. RefSeq lists its product as uncharacterized. The transcript has 2 exons. The coding region runs from base 1 to 375 and encodes 124 amino acids. NCBI's taxonomy places the organism in Eukaryota, Fungi, Ascomycota, Sordariomycetes, Glomerellales, Glomerellaceae. The record is from RefSeq and is a predicted model, not a curated record.
AUGGCUCCUGUCAACUUUUCAAGGAAUGGCUCAAUGCUGGCCGGGCAGUGUCCGGUUGACAAGCUGUCGACUCGUCGAGGAUGGAUUGUUGACGAGCGGAAACCCCGUAACGGCGGUAGGAGAGACCCAUUUGGGAAUUGGGCGAGGAAUUUGACCGAAAGUACCGAGGGUCACCUUGCGACCCCGGAGAAGAAGAGGAAGACGCAGAACCUGAAGCCCCACCCGCUAGAAGGUCUCUCGGAUCUGGGAAAUUCACCGCGGUUGAUCCGCAGCCACUCACCUUGGACCGACCGAGGGCACGCCGACAUCGCCCCGCCGCCGAGGCAGGCAACUCUGGAAUUUGAGCGAGAUUCCCAUGACCUUUCCAGCCAGUGA